This is a messenger RNA of Aegilops tauschii subsp. strangulata, 1478 nucleotides long. Its product is annotated as protein ALP1-like. NCBI's taxonomy places the organism in Eukaryota, Viridiplantae, Streptophyta, Magnoliopsida, Poales, Poaceae. The record is from RefSeq and is a predicted model, not a curated record.
GCGGGCAACAGCAGGCAGCCGCAGGUAGCGCCGAUUCCGGUGGAUGAUGAUGACGGCAUCGAAGAAGACGAAGAUGAAGAUGAGAACACGCUGAACCAACAUAGGAAGGUAUACAAUUUUCUUUGAAAUUCUGCUCACACCAUUUCUUUGAAACAGAGAGAUUUAGGCUGUUUACUUAUGCAUAUUUCUUUUAGAGGCCAAAAAGCAAGGCUAAUUGGACCGACGAAAAUACGUACAUUUUGUGUGAGUUAGCUUGUGAGGAGAUAGAUGAUGGCAAUUUUACUGCUAAAGUUUGGACCAGUCAGGGUUACAAAAAUAUGAAGGAGAAAUAUUAUCAAAAGACAAAAUUGUGGCAUCCAGGGAGGGAAGUGAAGAAAAAAAUCCAGAACCUGAAGGGUGUGUACAAUGAUUGGGUAUGGUUGCAGCAACAAACCGGAUGCGGCCGCGGCGAACAUGGAGAAGUUACGGCAACUACAGCUUGGUGGGAGAGGGAGAUCAAGAGUAGACCAAAUCUCAAGAAAUUUAGAAAGGGUAACCCUGAGUACAUUGGACUGUUGCAUGAGAUGUUUCAUGAGGUAGCUGUGGAUGGUACUUCUGCUUACGUACCUGGGCCACCACGAGAUCCUGAAUUCAGAGUUGUGCAUGAAAGGUUAAGAAAUGCUCAGUGGCAUCCAUGGUUCAAUGACAGCAUUGGGGCAAUAGAUGGGACUCAUGUGCAAGUUGUGGUGCCACCUACCAAGAUUCCGCAGUACUUAAACAGACAUGGCUACUGUAGUCAGAAUGUUAUGGCUGUAUGUGAUUUCGACAUGAGAUUCACUUUCGUUCUUGCUGGGUGGCCUGGAUCGGUUCAUGAUAUGAGGCCCUUCAAGGAUGCCCUUAGCCGGUUUAGUCACAAGUUUCCUCAUCCACCUCCAGGAAAAUUUUAUCUUGUUGACUCGGGCUACCCCAACAAGGCGGAUUAUCUUGCACCAUAUAGGGGACAGAAGUACCAUUUCCAAGAGUUCCAUCAAGGCACCAUGCCGAGAGGUAAAAAAGAGCACUUCAACUACACCCAUUCUAGACUACGCAAUGUCAUUGAGCGUUCUUUUGGAGUCUUGAAAAAUAAGUGGAGGAUCCUUUUUAAAAUACAAAGUUAUCCUCUACACAAGCAAACAAAAAUUAUUGUUGCAUGUAUGGCCUUGCACAAUUUUAUCCGCGAAAGUCAGUUGGCGGAUAAAGAAUUCGACAGGUGUGAUAGAGAUGAGAAUUAUCAACCUCUCCUUGAGGAAACAAGGAGGAGGCGUCGUAACAGGAGGGAUCUAGAAAUGGAGCAAGAUUCGGUCGACAUGAAUCAAUUGAGAGAUAGAAUUGCUGAUGGUUUGUUCCAGGGCCAUUGAGAUCAGUGUCAUGUUAUUUAUUUUCUUGUGCAUGGACAAUACUAAUUUCCUUAUGUAUGGACAAUUUUACUUUACUUGUAUGGACAAUUUUUAUCUUGUGUA